Molecule: messenger RNA, 435 nt
Organism: Purpureocillium lilacinum
Lineage: Eukaryota; Fungi; Ascomycota; Sordariomycetes; Hypocreales; Ophiocordycipitaceae
Source: RefSeq, a predicted model, not a curated record
AUGGCAGACAGCGCCGAGUGCUACAAGGUUGGCGAAAUAUGCUGGCUCGAGAUACCCGUGCACGACGCAGCGCGGGCGCAGAAGCUCUAUUCCGACAUCUUCGGCUGGGAGUGCAAGCCCGAGGCCAUUCCAAAGGGCGACCACGGCGUCGCGUCGCUGCAUUUCUUCAGCAGCAAGGGCAACGGCGUCAAUGGCGUGUUCCUGCUCAUGGAAGAAGGCUACGAGGCGACGAAGUACGGCAAGCUGGGCAAGGAGGUGCUGCUGCCGCCGCUGCCCACGUUUUGCGUCGAAGAGUGCAACGCGACGCUCGAAAAGGUGAAGAACCACGCGGGCGAAACCCAAUGCCCUAAGACGGAGAUCGGUGGCAACAUGGGCUUCUAUGCGCGCUUCACCGACCCCGAGGGCAAUGUCAUUGGCAUCUGGUCUCAAAAGUAG